AUGCCGACUAACUGCUCACCUAAACGAGCAUGCGACCAAUGCCACGCGCUAAAGGAGAAAUGCCGGCGCACCAAUGCCACUUCACCUUGUCAAAGAUGUUCCCGACUGGGCCAGACCUGUGAAAUAACACGGGACAUAGCGAAGGCAGGCAGAAAGCCAAGAGGUACACGAAAGCUAUCAUAUACACUACCGCAGUUUAGCAUUCCAAUCGAUUCUGAUCCUUCGCUUGAUGUGACACCAUACAACGCCGGACUCGCGAGUAACCCAGUCAUCUUCUCUGACCUGGAUCAGUGGGAAAGACAUUUCUUAAAUCUCAUGAAAAAAGACUCCGCUACCCCUUCGCCACUCGAGAAAUUCCUCGUGAGCCCAAGCUUCCACGAAUCCCACCACAUUUCGUUUAUCCAAAAUCUCAUCCAGCCCACGCCAGAAUUGAAAAAUGCGUCUGUAGCGUGCGCCGCCGUUCUGUUUGGUGACCAGUCCCCCGAACGUGCGAAGACGGUCUCCGAUAUUGGGCAUAAACGUGCCGCCCUGGCUGUAUCCUCCCUUCGGUCCUUUCAGCUAUGCGACAAAAGGGAUCUAACGACUAUCCUCGUUCUCAGCGUGGCGAUGGUUACAUUUGCGAUGCAUGUUGAAAAUGGUCAACAUUGUCUAAUCGCGCGAUAUACGCUGAGUUUGAUCAAAUCGCAAGCCCAGAGCUUUCUUGAUUUUGAAUCUCCGAUGAUGGAUUUCCUGAUGUGUCUUGUCUCUACGGAGACUUUUGAGUGUCUGUUGAAAUCUAGACCUCCGACUUGGAGGAUCGAUACCAGUAGACGUGGGAAUAGUGUUGAUCGCUAUCUCGGUCUGAGCUAUCCUUUGUUCUGUCACUUUUUCGAUAUCUGUGAGAUGGCUACUUUACUCCGGUGUGGUGAGAAGGAGAAGAGAGAAGUCAUGAUUCAGCUGCGCAGGAUAUAUGCUGCUAUAGAGAAAUGGCAUCCCCUGACGCCGGUGGACUUUCUUCAGAGGUUUACACAGGCUGAGGUCGUGGCGUUAUUGGCACAGGCUAGGAUAUUGCAAUUGGCUGGUCUGCUGAUUAUUCACCGAUUACGUUUUCCCUUCGGGCAAUGUGAUGGUGAAGCACAGAUGCUAUCACAGGCUAUCAUUUACCAGUUUGAUUCUGUUAUUCAGCUUACAGGGCGAUCUGUACCAUGUACAUUCAUCCCCUACCUAGCGGCAUGUUUCGAGAUUCUUGGCGACGAGCCAAGAAAUCGUGCAUUAGCACAAAGCUUGGAUAUCAUUACCUUUUCAAAACAAGCGCAGAUUAAGUUCAAGGACUCGUUAACGUCAAUAUGGAAGGCCCGGGAUUAUGGGGAGCAAUUCUAUUGGUUUGAGCUGGGUAAGUACCUGUCAGAACAUGCAGCUGCAAGCAAAUGA
Penicillium odoratum is the source of this 1410-nucleotide messenger RNA. Its product is annotated as Zn(II)2Cys6 transcription factor domain-containing protein. Gene Ontology annotation, biological process: regulation of DNA-templated transcription. Gene Ontology annotation, molecular function: zinc ion binding; DNA-binding transcription factor activity, RNA polymerase II-specific. Lineage: Eukaryota; Fungi; Ascomycota; Eurotiomycetes; Eurotiales; Aspergillaceae. The record is from RefSeq and is a predicted model, not a curated record. The transcript has a single exon. Bases 1 to 1410 code for a protein of 469 amino acids.